This is a messenger RNA of Penicillium angulare, 942 nucleotides long. Its product is annotated as oxidoreductase, 2OG-Fe(II) oxygenase family. Gene Ontology annotation, cellular component: endoplasmic reticulum. Gene Ontology annotation, biological process: peptidyl-proline hydroxylation to 4-hydroxy-L-proline. The record is from RefSeq and is a predicted model, not a curated record. Bases 1 to 942 code for a protein of 313 amino acids. The transcript is spliced from 2 exons. Gene Ontology annotation, molecular function: L-ascorbic acid binding; procollagen-proline 4-dioxygenase activity; iron ion binding. NCBI's taxonomy places the organism in Eukaryota, Fungi, Ascomycota, Eurotiomycetes, Eurotiales, Aspergillaceae.
AUGCCUUCCUUCCCAAGCAUUUCAACGCUCUUCACAUGGGCUCUCUAUUUCGUCCCCAUAUACAUCUUCGUCCUCGAUCCGUUCCUCCGGCCGCUCCUCUCACAAUCGCAAUCGCAAACCACACCCACACCUAAUACCUAUGCCUUCGAUUGGGACAUUCCAGAUUCAGCACCAACACUAAACCUCACAGACGACAGCUUCAUCAGUCCCGAAGACGGUGUCCCCGUAACCUGUCCCGCCGAACCAACCGGAUACAAAGUCCACCUACUCUCGCGCACACCCCUCAUCCUAUACCUAGAGAAUUUCCUGAGUGAUGACGAAGCAACACAUCUGGUGGAAACGAGUCUAAAAAGUUAUACCCCCUCAAUCGUCUAUGAUGGCGUCACUACAAAGGUCGAUCCCUCCAAACGGCUCUCCGACCGCGCCCUCCUCGAUCGCGACGACACUGUGCGAUGCCUAGAAGAUCGCGCCCGUGCCUUCCAAGGCUGGCGCCCACACCUAUAUAUCGAGCGCAUGUGGGCCCAACGCUACAAUGCAUCCGGACACUACCGGCACCACUAUGAUUGGACGGGAUCGCUUGCACGAGGCGGAGAUCGUCUGAGCACGUUCAUGGUCUAUCUAGACGCAGAGUGUGAGGGGGGCGGAACGAAUUUCCCGCGUCUAAGCAUGCCACCUGGUAAACAGUGGUGUAAGUUUCUAGAAUGCGAGGAGGAAGGGGCUGAAGGAGUUUCAGAUGGUGAAAGUGAAAGUGAAAUCCCGAAACAGAAGCCUGGGAUCACUUUUAAGCCUAUUAAGGGAAAUGCGAUCUUUUGGGAGAAUCUUAGACCAGAUGGGACUGGGUAUCCUGAGACUUGGCAUGCUGCGUACCCGGUUACGUCGGGGACGAAGGUGGGAUUGAAUAUUUGGAGUUGGUAUCAGCCUCCUAAACGGGUGCGUACUUAG